Molecule: messenger RNA, 1956 nt
Organism: Tarenaya hassleriana
Lineage: Eukaryota; Viridiplantae; Streptophyta; Magnoliopsida; Brassicales; Cleomaceae
Product: CBL-interacting serine/threonine-protein kinase 1
Exons: 11
Coding region: 574-1629 (351 amino acids)
Biological process (GO): protein phosphorylation; signal transduction
Molecular function (GO): protein kinase activity; ATP binding
Source: RefSeq, a predicted model, not a curated record
UUCGUGCACGAAAUCGGAGAACGCGUUUGUCGAUGAAUUGUCGAUAGAUAUGCUCGUUCUCUUUGUCUACUCGGACGAAUGCUGAUUGCUUGGAUCAGAAUUCAAGCACGUUCCUUUGGUUUAUUUUUCUCUCUUUGCAUUUUCCUGGGCCACGUCCUUCUGCUUGUUCCAGAUUAUUUUCCUCGUUUUAAUUUUGUUUCUCAUCCCGAAACCCAAAUUUGACCUUUUCCUUUCAAAGUGGGCCCCAAAGCGUCCAUAAAUAAUGCAGGAUGCGGUGCUCGUCACAGUUUCCAUAUCAUGUGGAGCCAUCUCGAUUAGCAGUAAUUAUAAAAUAUUGUUUGCGUAUUGCAUUUUCUUUCGCAAUCCCUGUGGUCCAAACGUGGGGCACCUAUGUUGCUGACUUCUAAUCAUCUCCAAUCUAUGAUUGCUUGCCUCGCUAGAGUAUUAACCAAAUCCCGCGGUUAAGCAAUCCCAUUUUGGAUGCUUCCUUUAGAAUCCAAUGGAGACUUUGUCCACCUUGACUAAUCUACGAGAUCCUAGUAAAACGUCUUGGCUAGCAAAACUAAGAUUUACAUGGUGUUAGAAUGCAUAACCGGAGGAGAAUUAUUUGACAGAAUUGUCUCCAAAGGAAAGCUACCAGAAACUGAGGGGAGAAAAAUGUUUCAGCAGCUGAUCGACGGAAUCAGCUACUGUCACAGCAAGGGCGUUUUUCACAGGGAUCUCAAGCUAGAGAAUGUUCUCCUUGAUACAAAGGGAAACAUUAAGAUCACUGAUUUCGGCCUCAGUGCUCUGCCUCAGCAUUUUAGGGACGAUGGAUUGCUACACACCACCUGCGGUAGUCCUAACUAUGUUGCGCCUGAGGUUCUUGCCAACAGGGGCUAUGAUGGUGCAGCAUCAGAUAUAUGGUCGUGUGGUGUUAUCUUGUAUGUUAUUCUCACCGGAUGUCUCCCCUUUGAUGAUAGAAACCUUGCAGUUCUUUACCAGAAGAUCUGCAAAGGGGACCCUCCAAUACCAAAGUGGCUAUCACCAGGCGCCAGAACCAUGAUCAAGAGAAUGCUUGAUCCAAACCCAGUCAAGAGGAUAACUAUCACUGGGAUUAAAUCCAGUGAAUGGUUCCAGCAUGCCUACACUCCUUCAAACUACGAUGACGACGACGAAGAUGUUCACAUUGAUGAUGAAGACUUCUCGAUCCAAGAAGUUGGAUUUGAAGAAGGCAAAGGCCCUGAUUCCCCCACCGUGAUCAAUGCAUUUCAGUUGAUCGGAAUGUCAUCGUUCCUUGAUUUGUCUGGUUUCUUCGAGAAAGAGGAUGUAUCAGAGAGGAAGGUCAGGUUCACGUCGGAUAGCUGUGGGAAAGAUUUGCUAGAGAAAAUCGAAAGAACUGUUGAGGAGAUGGGAUACAGGGUGCAGAAGAAACAUGGAAAGUUGAAAGUAACGGAGGAAAGAGGUCAGACAGUUGAAGGCGGUGGUUUAUCUGUGACAGCUGAGGUGAUGGAGAUAAGUGCGUCAUUGAACGUGGUUGAACUCAGGAAAGUGCACGGGGAUUCAUCCCUUUAUAGACAGUUGUAUGAAAGAGUGGUAGAUGAAGUGGGCACACACGCCAAUUCUAAAGCCCUUGCCAAGGCUUCUUGACCCCCUCCUCUCCUCUCCUCUCCCUCCAGUCUCCCGUUUUAGAUGCAAAUCCCCGGCGCAUGGUUUUUCACUUGCCGGAAAGAAUGUAAUGUAAAAAAAAAAUCAUUAGUACAAUUAUAAUAAAAAAAAAGGAAAUAAAAAGGAUAAAUUCAUGUAUUUAAGUAGUGGAAUUUAUGGUUAGAAGAGAGUCCAUUGAAGAUGUAGGGAGGAAAAGCCCACGGGAUCAGCAUUGGAAUCGUCAUCAAUCUGCCGCUAUCACCCUCUAUUCCCUUUGUAAAACAGAAUGUGCAAGCGGAUGCAAUCCCAUACCAUUUGCAGUUUGUAUCA